Messenger RNA from Gossypium arboreum, 2100 nucleotides. Its product is annotated as pentatricopeptide repeat-containing protein At3g25210, mitochondrial. The coding region runs from base 112 to 1263 and encodes 383 amino acids. Gene Ontology annotation, molecular function: protein binding. The record is from RefSeq and is a predicted model, not a curated record. NCBI's taxonomy places the organism in Eukaryota, Viridiplantae, Streptophyta, Magnoliopsida, Malvales, Malvaceae. The transcript has a single exon.
UAUUUUACCUUCUAAGCUCAGAUUUUCCCGCAACAAAAUCGACGAUCACCGUAAGCUUGUAACCAGUAAAAAGCUUCACAAUUUGAUUCAUCCGUUAAUCCCUGAUCGAAAAUGCCUGCACCCAUUCAUCGUUUGCUCCUCCCCGCUACUCAAAAAACCCUCAAAAAUCUCAUUUAUUCACCGCUCCCAGCUGUUUCAUCCCUCAAUUUCACGCACCCAUCUCUAUAUCGCCGCCGCUUUUCGACGCCGUCCCCUCGACCCCCGGCCUCCCACUUCCUCCGACCCAGAACCCGAACACCACUCGAAACCCAAUUUGAAACCUGGGUUCAAAAACUUAAACCCGGUUUCACCCCUUCCGACGUCGAAUCAGCUUUACGAGCCCAACCCGAUGCCGAUCUCGCCCUCGAUAUCUUCCGUUGGACGGCUUUACAACGUGGGUACAAACACACCGAUACCACCUACCUCACCAUGAUUAAACUCCUCAUCUCCGCUAAACGUUACCGCCAUGCCGAAACGUUGGUCGAGGAAGUUAUAGCCGGUGCUUGCCCUAUCAGCGUCCCUCUUUACAACGCCGUUAUCCGUUUUUGCUGUGGUCGUAAGUUCCUUUUCAACCGAGCUUUUGAUGUUUACAAGAAAUUGCUGAAAUCAGAUGAUUGUAAACCCACACUUGAGACAUUUGCUAUGUUGUUUAAUUCAUUGCUUAGAAGAUUCAAUAGACAAACUGUUUGUUAUGUGUAUUUACACUCUGUUCGGUCUUUAACUAAGCAAAUGAAAGCUGUAGGGAUUAUUCCAGAUACUUUCGUGUUGAAUAUGAUAAUUAAGGCUUAUUCUAAGUGUUUAGAUGUUGAUGGAGCGAUUCGGGUUUAUCGCGAAAUGGGGUUGUAUGGAUGUGAGCCAAAUGCGUAUACCUAUGGUUAUAUUUUCAAGGGAUUGUGUGAGAAAGGAAGGGUGUUGCAAGGGUUCGGGUUGUUUAAGGAAAUGAGGGAGAAAGGGUUGGUGCCGAAAGGGAGUGCUUAUAUGAUUCUGAUUUGUAGUCUUGCAAUGGAGCAAAGGCUUGAUGAUGCCGUUGAUGUUGUUUAUGAUAUGUUGGAGAAUUCAAUGGCGCCGGAUUUAUUGACUUAUAAGACAGUAUUGGAAGAGUUGUGUAGGGGAGGGAAGAGUAAUGAUGCUUUUGAAUUGCUCGAGGAGUGGAAGAAGAGGGAUUUGUCCAUGGGCCAAAAGAAUUAUCGCAUUUUGGUGAAUGCCUUGCAUUGUAAGAAUUGAGAAUGACUGGUCUCUAUGGUCCAAAAACUAAGUAGUUCUUGUUUACAUGAUUCUGAUUUGUAGCCUUGCAAUGGAGCAAAGGCUUGAUGAUGCUAUUGAUAUUGUUUAUGAUAUGUUGGAACACUCAAUGGCGCUGUAUUUAUUGACUUAUAAGACCGUAUUGGAAGAGUUGUGUAGUGAAGGGAAUAGUAAUGAUGCUUUUGAAUUGCUCAAGGAUUGGAAGAAGAGGGAUUUGUCUAUGGCCAAAAGAAUUAUCGCAUUUUGAUGAAUACCUUGCAUUGUAAGAAUCAAGAAUGAAAAUUUUCUAAGCCAGUCUAUUUGGUCUGGAAACGAAGUAGUUCUUGCUGCCAAUCAAUCCAAAGAGGGAUGCCUAAUUGAUUCAUGUACUUUUGAGAUCUAUGUUAAAAGGGUGGGUUGACAUUGCUCUUGCAUAUUAUCAACAAUAUGGCCUAUUUGGUAUUCCUCUAUUCUUUUCCGAUAGGAACAAAAUUGGGUUCCCAUCAGUAAACAGGUCUGAAAAGGUCCAGUUUCCUUGCAACCAGCUUCUCCCCCGGUCUUUAUCAUUACAAUCAUGGUUAGCCACGAGAAUUCUCCAAUAAAAAACAAUAGGAUGAUAAAAUGUCUUGCAGGUGUUUAUAUAUUUCUCAGACGUUUCAGCUUCAACGAAAAUGGUGUCAUUGCACACAGCUUGUAUACCUUCAACAUUUCCUAUAAUUUUGUUUUAAUUUAUGGUUGUGACCCUCGGAACGAGCAUCUAUGUUUUUGCUGCAUUUGGGGCAUAUGCUCAUUGAACAUGAAUAGGAUGAAUUGAAUUGAACUUUUUAGCAGUUUUUUCAA